UUCCGCGUUCAAGGUGUGCUGUCUUCGUCUCCUUUUGUUCUCUCUUCUCCGUAUUCUUAGAGAGAGAGAGAGGAAGAGCCCGUCCUUGGGUCAUUCUUUCCUGAGUAAAAAAGAAGAAUUCGAAAAAGGCAUUUUGUGAUUUAUGCUCUUCAUUGAUUCUGUCUUCACUGUCUAUCUAUCACCAACAGAUCUGGUCUUCGAUCUUCCAUUUUUGCUGACGCAUAUUUGCUGGUGAUGUUCUGUGAGACUUGCCGCAGUUCGUGAUAAGGUUUUGAUUGCAUUUAACUGUGCACUUGGAUUGUAGCGACAAUGAAGAAGGCUUUAGGUCAAACUGUCAGAGACCUUAAGAGAGAGGUAAACAAGAAAGUACUCAAAAUUCCUGGGAUAGAACAGAAGGUACUUGAUGCUACUAGCAAUGAACCAUGGGGUCCGCAUGGUUCACAUCUAGCAGACAUUGCACAGGCUACUAGGAACUAUCAUGAAUACCAGAUGAUCAUGGCGGUAAUAUGGAAGAGAAUAAAUGAUACUGGCAAAAAUUGGCGGCAUGUGUACAAGUCAUUGAUCAUUCUAGAAUACUUGGUGGCUCAUGGGUCGGAGCGUGUCAUAGAUGAGAUCAGGGAGCAUGCAUACCAAAUAUCGACUCUGGCCGAUUUUCAAUAUAUUGAUUCUAGUGGGAGGGAUCAGGGAAACAAUGUCAGAAAGAAAUCUCAAAGUCUCGUCACACUAGUGAAUGAUAAGGAAAGGAUUGAGGAAGCUAGACAGAAAGCUGCUGCUAAUAGGGAUAAGUUUCGUGGGACAUCCUCAGCGGGUGGAAUGUAUAAGCCCGGUUCAUAUUCAAGUACAGGAGGCUAUGGUGAUCGAUAUGAUGACGAUCGUUAUGGAAGUAGAGAUGAAGAACGUAAUGGCUAUGGGAAAGAAAGAGAGAGGGAGUGGGGAUACAAGGAUGACGACAGAUACAGUAGAGGUGGUGACUCAUACAGCCGUGAUGAAGACCGUUACGGUAGGGAUUCUGAUGACCGCCAUAGCAAAGAUGGUUAUAGGGAUGAUGAUUACCGAGGAAGAAGUCGAAGCAAUGAUGACUACCAGUAUGGCUCAAGAAGUAGGAGCUCUGAUGGAGAUAGAGACCGUGCCUAUGAGGAUGAUGGUCGCUAUUCAUCUCGAAGCAGUGGUGCAAGGGCUGAUGACUAUUCUCAGGGUGGAAGGCAACUUGAGCGAAAGUAUUCAGAACAAAACAUUGGUGCUCCUCCUAGCUACGAGGAGGUAGUGAGUGAUGCUCGGGUUCCUGUUCAUGAUGAAAGGGAUGGAGAAACUGAAGCAGCACCUGUUCCUAAAGCAUCAUCUCCUCCUCAAAGUGCAGUACAAACUCAAGUGACUGCUGUGCCUGACACUACAGCACCAUCUGCAAACCAGGUGGUUGAUGGUUUUGAUGAAUUUGACCCGCGUGGUUCAGUUUCCAGUUCCGUUUCCGCUGCAGCUCCAUCUAGUGCAGCACCGCCUAAUGCUAGUAAUGCAGAAAUGGACUUACUGGGUAGUCUCACUGAGUCAUUUACCUCAAAUCAAUUGGCUAUCGUACCUGCUUCCUCUUCAACCACGGACUUUGGAGCUGGUUCACACAUAAAUUCUGGUUCUGAAGCCACAUUCGAAGCAUUGUCACAAGCAUCAACUGCAUUGACCCAGCCAAUUGAAGAUCCCUUUGGUGAUUCUCCUUUCAAGGCUAUCCCUACUCCUAACAGUAUACCAGCCCAGCAGCAGACUUACGCUCCAAUUGCUUCCUUCCAGUCUACCAUGACUCAAAGUUCUGAAGCUAUCCAACCAUUGGGUCCAAAGACAGAAACAGUCUCAGGAUUCGACUUUGGAGACACAUUUCCAGGCAUUACAUAUACUCCCAGUGGAUCUAAUGUUCAGGAUUCUUCAACUAGUCAACAAUUCUUGCCCACGGAGUUGUCUAGUGCAAACCAAGACACCGAUAUUCUAGCGAAUAUCCUCCCACCUUCUGGAAUGACUGCCCCUGUAGCUUCACAGUCAGCUUUCCCAGGAUCAACUGGAACACCUGCACUGCCAAGCAGUGAUGUCCAUGGGAAUUUCUUCCCCCAAUCAGGGUCUAUUGUCCCUGUAACCUCACACGCAGCUUUUCAAGCUCCUACAGGGUCACCUUCUGUACAACAUGCACAGCCAGGAAGCAAUGUCUAUGGGAAUUUCCUCCCACAGUCAGGAUCAACAGCUCCAGUGGCCUCACAAGCAACUUUUCAAGCUCCAACUGGACCACCUACCCAACCAAGCAGUGGAAACUUCUUUGCACAGUCUGGAUCAACUCCCCAAGUGACCUCACAGCCAGCUUUUCAAGCUCCAACUGGACCACCUACCCAACCAAACAACGGAAACUUCUAUGCACAGUUCGGAUCAACAGCCCCAGUGGCCUCACAGCCAGCUCUUGGACCAUCUGCUCAUCCAAGUGGUGAUUUUCUGGGGAACUUGCUCCCACAGGCGGGGCCUACAGUCCAAGUUGCUUCACAGGCAGCAGCUCUUCCAGCACCAACUCCUAAAGCGCAGACAACUAUGAACAAAUUUGAACCCAAGUCUACAGUUUGGGCGGAUACAUUGAGCCGAGGGUUGGUCAAUUUGAAUAUAUCUGGAUCCAAAAUCAAUCCUCUGGCGGACAUUGGAAUCGAUUUUGAUGCCAUCAACCGCAAGGAGAAGAGAAUGGAGAAACCGGCUGCAAAUACGGUAACAUCUACCAUCACCAUGGGUAAAGCUAUGGGUUCUGGUUCUGGGAUUGGCCGUGCUGGAGCGAGUGCCCUAGCGGCUCCUCCGAACCCCAUGAUGGGUUCUGGCAUGGGCAUGGGCAUGGGGAUGGGCAUGGGGGGUGGUGGUGGUGGUGGGGGGAUGGGGAUGGGCAUGAAUGCUCCAGGUGGAGGCAUGGGCAUGAAUGCUCCAGGUGCAGGCAUGGGCAUGGGAGGAGGCUAUGGUGGGGGUGUAAUGAAUCAGCCCAUGGGCAUGGGGAUGGGGAUGGGGAUGAACAUGGGCAUGGGGAUGGGGAUGGGGAUGAACAUGGGGAUGGGACAGGGAACUCAAAUGCGUCCUCCUACUGGAUUGCCUCCUGGUUCGACAAUGCCAGCUGGUUACAAUCCUAUGAUGGGCAUGGGUGGUCAUGCUCCUCAGCAAUCAUAUGGCGGCUACCGAUGAGAUUGAGCACAAUCAAAGGGGGCAUGACAAGUAUAUUGAGUUUUUGGUUGCGGUAGGGCUCAACGUUGUGCACCCUGUUGCAAUAUAGCCACUAAUGAGUCUGUUCUGGUUCCUACAUCUCAGCACUUUCAACAUGUAACUUUUAAAAGCUAUUUGUAGUAGUAAUUGGAAGAUAGUAUGUACUGUUAUGUUACAUUCAUCUCAAAAGGUCUUCUUUUUUAUUUUUCUUUUUUUUUUUGUGGGUCUGAGUAUUUUAGGUCCUUCCUUUCAAGAUGUAAUUUUGAAUGCUGUUUGUGUUGUGUAUGAUGCCCAAUUUUUUCUCCUCUUCCGUAGACUCGAGCAAAGUUUGUAGCAUUGAUACACUUGCUGAAUAAUAAUAAUCUGUUUAUUCA
Molecule: messenger RNA, 3575 nt
Organism: Telopea speciosissima
Lineage: Eukaryota; Viridiplantae; Streptophyta; Magnoliopsida; Proteales; Proteaceae
Product: clathrin interactor EPSIN 2
Exons: 14
Coding region: 310-3183 (957 amino acids)
Biological process (GO): endocytosis
Cellular component (GO): clathrin vesicle coat; plasma membrane; endosome
Molecular function (GO): phospholipid binding; clathrin binding
Source: RefSeq, a predicted model, not a curated record